Messenger RNA from Habropoda laboriosa, 701 nucleotides. It is a transcript of the gene Bka, whose product is annotated as rRNA-processing protein FCF1 homolog. Bases 90 to 701 code for a protein of 203 amino acids. The record is from RefSeq and is a predicted model, not a curated record. Gene Ontology annotation, cellular component: small-subunit processome; nucleolus. NCBI's taxonomy places the organism in Eukaryota, Metazoa, Arthropoda, Insecta, Hymenoptera, Apidae. The transcript has 5 exons.
UGCAGUGUUUUGGAAUGAAAGAUUCGAUUUUUGAUGUACUGUUUUAUUUUUGUUGAUAAGAAUAAUAAAGUAUUAAAUAUUUAAGAAAAAUGGGAAAAAAUAAAAGAACGCGAAGAGUUGUUAUGCAGAAGUUUGCACAAAUGAAGAAAAUGAUAAGGUUGACUGAUACAAGAAUAAAACCAGAACAACGUUUACCAUCGAAAAAAGGUAAAAAAGAAAGUCAAGCUGAGUUUAAAAUAACAGAAGCGCCUCAGCAGUCCUCUGCAUUGUUCUUUCAAUAUAAUACACAAUUGGGACCACCUUACCAUGUCUUGAUAGAUACAAACUUUGUUAAUUUCUCAAUUAAGAAUAAGUUGGACAUCAUAGAAAACAUGAUGGAAUGUCUAUAUGCAAAAUGCAUUCCUUAUAUAACAGACUGUGUAGUGGGUGAAUUAGAGAAGCUGGGUCAGAAGUAUAAGAUAGCUUUAAAGAUAAUAAAAGACCCUAGGUUUGAAAGAUUACACUGCCUGCAUAAAGGCACAUAUGCUGAUGACUGUCUUGUUAAUAGGGUGACUCAACAUAAAUGCUAUAUAGUUGCGACCAAUGACAAAGAUCUAAAAAGGAGAAUACGAAAAAUCCCGGGCGUGCCUAUAAUGUACGUUGCUCAGCAUAGGUAUACCAUAGAAAGAAUGCCGGACGCGUACGGAGCCCCCAAAAAAUAA